Molecule: messenger RNA, 4388 nt
Organism: Caretta caretta (loggerhead turtle)
Lineage: Eukaryota; Metazoa; Chordata; Testudines; Cheloniidae
Gene: PUS7L
Product: pseudouridine synthase 7 like
Biological process (GO): pseudouridine synthesis
Cellular component (GO): nucleus
Molecular function (GO): RNA binding; pseudouridine synthase activity
Source: RefSeq, a predicted model, not a curated record
UUUAAAAUGUUAACGCUAGAACUGGAUGCAGAAGUCCAUUAUCAGUCUCACCCAUGCUGUGUGCAGAGAUAAAGGAGCUUCACACUACUUCCCUGCAUAUAAAAACCCCCCCAACAAAGUCCACAAGUGUCUGAGGAGGAGGGGAAACAGUUGUGGGUCAACCUUUAUUCCAAAGCUUCUUUAGUUAAGGACUCUUUUGUAAGAAAACCCUAGUAUCUUUAUUCUGAAAAUGGAGAAGCUUUACCAUAAAUGGGCCUAAGUGACACAUUCCUGCCAUGUUAGUACUUACAAGCUGAGGUUUACAUCCGUUUCGUUAUGAAGAAAUGGCCAAGUGCUUUCUUUUGAAAAUGGCUUCUUUGACUUCUAAGUAACAUUUUGCACUGGACAAUGAAGAACUCAGUCAGGUGCACUGAGAAGAUACAGACUCCAUUCAGCUGAGGAAAUGGAACAGUAGAAAUCACCCAUCAUUUGCAAUAACAGCGAGAAAGAGCAUACUGGCAUUAACUGAAGUACUGAUAGAAAACGGAGGUCCAGGUGGGAGCUAAACAGCACACCAGGGUUGAAAAACAAAUCCUGAACUAGAAAAUGCAAAAAUCCUUGGCUGCUGACAUACAAAUGAGUGAUCCACUAAUGCUACAGAAUAGGUGAAUAGAUGCAUGUUUCACAGAGGAAGAAUAAAAGAAAACCCAGAAUACAAUGGGGAGAGAAGUUCCCUUCCUGAGUCCCUGCAGGUGACCAGCUGAAACCCUGAAGCAUGAGAUUUAGGGAACAUAAGACACAGGACUGGAAGGAACCCCAUGUUCCACUGAACUCAGCCCCUUGCCUCGGCAGGUGCGGUGACACUCAGCAUUGCAACACCUAAGUCCGUUUGUGGAUCCGAUCCAAAGUGCUUUACAAAAAGGGAGUAGCACCAUUAUCUCAAUUUUUAGAUGGAGAAACUGAGCAGGCAGAGUGCCUUGCUGCAGUGAUUAGGACUGGGAAACAGAUCUGAUUCCCAGACUUGUGUCAAGCCCAGUUCUAGUUGCUAUCCGUGCUCUUGCUGUGAUUUGCACCCUUACUGCAGAAUUCAGCCUUGGGAAAUGUCAGGUGUGUGGCCUCGGGGCAGGACUGGCACCAUGCCGGGUGUGCUGAGCAUGCGGAGCAAUCACGCCGGCUUCCAGGGUAGCGUAAAAACCUCUGCCAAUGACUUUAUUGUCACAGAAAUUGAUACCCUUGGGCGGCUGCUUAGCGAGAGCACAGCCAAGACUCCUCGUGCACUCGGUGACACGCCUGCAGCCCCAGAAAGCUGCUACCCACAGAGCCCCUGCAGGUCCUGUCCAGAGCCUCUGGAGCUGCGCAGAGAAGAGGUGCUAGGUCCAUUCAACAGCCCCAGUCAUGCUCCAGUAGAGGGCCUGUCACCAGCCAAAGGCAGCACAGAGCACGUGGCUGGAACUGCACCCGAAGGUGGGCACCAUGAAGUAGGUACAUUGGACUCCUUGUUAGACGAGUCUGUGAAUGAACUAUUGAAUCAGUUUGCUUGUAACAUAAAAGAUUGGUGGGACUCAGAACAUGAUCCAGCCGCUCAUCCCACCGAGUUCUCACUGGGGCCUGUCCUUGACAAGAGGAAUCGAGCUGAUUUACACAGCGCCAUUAGACAGAAAUUUCCUUUCUUAAUGACUGUUACAAAGAAUAAUGAAAUUAUUGUCAAAGCAAACACUGAUUACAAACAGCUCUGUCAACUAGUGUCUGAGGAGGAAGCAUUUGAUUUUUUAAAAUUUUUAGAUGCAAAACUGGAAAACUCUAAAUUUUCUUUUAAGCCUGAUGGGAAUAAGGAGCACAGAAAGGCAGUCCACCAUUUUGUCAGUCAGAAGUUUGGAAAACUUGUAGAAACAAAGUCUUUUUCUGUGACAGACUUAAAUGGUCAGCAAAAUGUAGCAAUCAUAGUAAGGUUUCGGGAGAAGAGUUUGUCCAGGAAAAGGCCAGCUGCGGAUUGCCAGGAAAAACAAGAUAUUUAUACAGGUUUUACCCUUCGAAAAGAAAAUCUGGAAACACUAGAAGCAAUUAGCUAUUUGUCUUCUGAACUUGGUGUGCUUCCUUCAGACUUCAGUUACACAGGCAUCAAAGACAAAAAGGCCAUCACCUACCAAGCUAUGGUUGUGAAAAAAGUGACUCCUGAGAGGUUGAAAGAAAUUGGAAGCACAAUUGAAAAAAAAGGAAUGAAAGUGUAUAAUAUCCAUUCAGUGUGCCAGCACCUUAGACUCGGUCAGCUGAAGGGGAACCACUUUGAUAUAAUUGUGAGAGAUCUAAAACCUCAAAGCAAUGACUUUUCUGCAGAUCUGAAAGAGAGAAUAUCUGAAGCAAUUGAAAAUGUUAAGACAAAAGGUUUUGUAAACUACUUUGGACCUCAGCGAUUUGGGCAUGGACAGAAUGUUCAGACAGAUCAAAUUGGACUGGCUUUGCUGAAUGAAGAAAUGGUAAAAGCUGUGAAGUUGUUUUUCACACCAGAAGAUACAGAUGAUCCUGUAAACCAGGCAAAGAGAUAUUUUCUUCAAAGUGAUGAUGCAAAAGGAACCCUGGCAAUGUUGCCCGAAUUUAAAGUAAGAGAGAAGAUGUUGCUUCGCGCCUUGAAUCGCUAUGGUUUACACCACGAGGGUUGUACCCGAGGAUGGCUCAGCAUUCCUCAUUCCAUGCGUAUAUUCUACGUUCAUGCAUAUUGCAGUAAAAUUUGGAAUGAAGCUGCAUCUUUUAGGUUUCUGACGUAUGGUUCAAAAGUAAUGGAGGGUGAUCUGGUCCUCUCUGAAGAUAAUGUUGGUGAAAAUUCUUCUCUGAAUGAUAGAGUUCACGUAGUAACUGCUCCAGAAGAGUCAGCUAACAAAUAUGCAAUACACCAAGUGGUUCUUCCAAUGGUUGGACACAGUAUCAAGUAUCCCAAUAAUAAAGUUGGGCAGUGGUACCAUGAAAGGCUUGCUAAGGAUGGGCUGCAGACAUGCAGCUUCAGGGUGUCUGCAUUACAGCUGAACACACCUGGAUGCUACAGAAACAUUUUGAAAUAUAUCCACAAUCUGUCAUAUCAUUUCUUAGAGGACAAUGAAAAGGCAAUCAAAACUGAAGAAGACAGUCACCUAAAUGAAUCAAAAGCAUCUCUUCUUUUGUCAUUUGACCUUGAUCCUUCAUGUUAUGCAACUGUUUGUCUGAGGGAAAUAAUGAAAUGUGAGCUUUAGAAUGUUCAUAGUAAAACGUUACAGGAGUAACAUAAUCCAUGGAGAUAUUUUACAUAUGUUGUCUAUAAAAUAGGGAAAACAAAUCUUGUUCAUCAUGUACAGUGUAGUUCAGAAAGAAUUAAAGAAUAACUUGGGGUUUUAUUACUAUGUUUUUAAAACUAAAUAUAUAGUCCUGAGUACAUUGGAGCCAAACAGUGCUAAAUUAUAUAUUAUGUCAUAUUUACUUAGCGGAGCCAAGAGCUGCAGGCCUGGCUUUUAGCCAGUGAUAUUUGCACAAGCUUUACAACUGCAUGACCAAAGCUGGAUUAUGGAGAAAGGGGAAUAUGGUGAAUGGUCAUUUCCUCCUUGCCUUUUCUAUUGUCAUCUUAAGGGCUAGUUAUACACUUGGUGCUGUAUAAGACACACAAAGACAGCUUCUGCCACAAAGCGUUUACUGUCUAGUACUAUUUGUCUACUAGGAAAGCUGCCAUACCAUAGUGAAAAUCCAGGCCUGUUGAAACCUUGCUGAGUUCUAUGGCCCAUUCAUCCUCACCUGUUUUCACUAUGCACAUGAACCCAGAGCUAAAAGGAUAUGUGAUGUGAGUAAUAGUGCUGAGUCAUCUCGCUGAUUAGAGGACAUUUCUUCAAGCCCACAGCGUGCUCGUCUUUCUCAUUCUUGUACUGAGGAAUUGAAGGAAAAAAACAGGCUCAAAAUAAAAAUCUGUGUAAAUGGGUACUUCGAGACCCAGGAGUGAGUAUGCCAUUAAUACACUUACAGAAGAGUGUUAAUGUUUUUAUUUCAGGCAGUUAAUGUUUUUAUUUUGUUGCUGGCCAAACCUGCUCACUGCAUAAGUUUAAGGGUGUGAGGAAAUCUUGCAGUGAUUGUCACCGAAACGUUGUCAUUAUCACAAUUAAAAGUUAUUUAUAAUUCUUCUGUGAAAAAAAUUUGUAAAAAGAUGAUAUUGACAUGAAAGGGGAGAAAACUGAAUAAUAAACUAAGAAGCAAAACUAUCACAAAAGCUUUGAGUUGCAUGUGUUAUAUUUAAUCUGUAGAUGGCACUGUGAGUUAAAAAUAACCAGUGGAAGAGAACUACUUUGGCCAUUUUUGAGAGAAGGGAUAUGUAAAUUACAAAUGCUUCAAUUUUGCAUCUGAUGAAGUGAGCUGUAGCUCAGGAAAGCUUAUGCUCAAAUAAAUUUGUUAGUCUCUAA